AUGCAUUUCAUCUUCAAAGCGGGCCUCACACAGGCAUGCGUGGCACCACAGGAAGAGGAGCAGUCGUCUCGUCUCCUCCAGCUGCCUCGCGAGCUGCUCUUCGCAGUGCUGGCAUGGGUACCCGCCAUUCAGACCCUGGCCUGCGUGCGUUCUACGUGCAGCGCCCUGUUCGUGGUCGUGGAAGCCAGCGGAGCGCUGCACGCCGCGCUGAUGACCCACCUCGCGGCCCACACCCGCGCACUCGUGGCCCAGCACACGUCGCCGCCACCACCGCUGACGCUGGUGGAUGGUACCACCGACGCCAAGGCCACGGCUCGAGUCAAGGUCGCGGCCCAGGCCCUGCGGGCUGCGGUGGAGGUCGGCGCGAGGCGAGUGCCGGCCGAAAUCCUCCACGAGCUCCAGCAGUCCUUCGACCCGCAGUUGCCCCGUCACAAGUGCUUCAUUGCCGCGCAGGGACUAUGGGACGAGGUCGUCGCGGCGGCCUUUGCGACGGAGCUCACCUGGGGUCCACGCCACAACCAGAAAAGUGGCCCCGUUGCAGAUGAAAGGCAUACCGUCACGCGCGACGCGUGGUCGGGCGUGAGCACGCUCCAGCUGGGGCCGCUGAAGCACAUCACCACCGCGCAAGAGCUCGACGACGCUUUCGCUAAACUGCCCCCACCCGCACCGGCGAGGCGACCCAGCAGCUGCGACGUCCGGAUACGAGCGAGGUGCUGCGAUGGUUUGCCCAACUGA
Acanthamoeba castellanii str. Neff is the source of this 735-nucleotide messenger RNA. RefSeq lists its product as uncharacterized. The transcript is spliced from 2 exons. Lineage: Eukaryota; Discosea; Longamoebia; Acanthamoebidae. Bases 1 to 735 code for a protein of 244 amino acids. The record is from RefSeq and is a predicted model, not a curated record.